Molecule: messenger RNA, 1413 nt
Organism: Pelodiscus sinensis (Chinese soft-shelled turtle)
Lineage: Eukaryota; Metazoa; Chordata; Testudines; Trionychidae
Source: RefSeq, a predicted model, not a curated record
AUAUGUUUCUUUCUAUUUAAGACAAACUAUCACUGGAAGGAAUAGUGGUUCAACGUGCUGAAUGCAGGCCUGCAGCUAGUGAAAAUUAUAUGAAACUUAAAAGGCUACAGAUAGAAGAAUCUUCUAAACCUGUAAGAUUAUCACAACAAUUGGACAAAGCUGUAACAACCAAUUAUAAACCUGUGGCUAAUCAUCAGUAUAAUAUUGAGUAUGAAAAGAAGAAAAAAGAAGAUGGAAAACGAGCUCGGGCUGAUAAACAGCAAGUGUUGGACAUGCUUUUUUCUGCCUUUGAAAAACACCAGUAUUAUAACAUUAAGGACUUGGUGGACAUAACGAAACAGCCUGUGAUAUACUUGAAAGAAAUUUUAAGAGAAAUAGGCAUCUACAAUGUAAAGGGAACCCAUAAAAAUACAUGGGAGCUGAAGCCAGAAUACAGACAUUACCAAGGAGAAGAGAAGAGUGAUUAAUGCAACUGUUUAUGAAGCAAACACAGAGGCUACAGAAUAAUGGAACUGCACUGAGGGAACACUGCAGUUAAACAGACUGGACUGAGCACAAUUCAGUACCAAGAGAUCUUUAAAACAGUAAUACCUUGUAAUUUGCCUGGCUUCAUUUUUAAAAACAAAUAGUUUUUGGAUAUUUCUAUACAUUUGUCUUGUUUUUGACAAAAAAAAUUAUAGAAUAAAAGUUGUAUUAGAUUUAUCUUUAUUAGAAAUCUUUUGAGUUUGGCUUUGUUUUUUAAGUGGUUUUGAGGGGGUUUUUUAAUUGCUAACUUUAAAGUAAAACAUACUUUAGAGUCACCCCGUAACUUUGUGUUUUGUAUCCCAGCAGUGCUGAGUAUACAUUUCCACAUCUGCUGUGAUCCUUAGGGGUCUGAUCCUGAGACAUCCUUAAUACUGAAUGUGUUGAACAUCCUUAAUACUGAUUGGAAAUUUGUGGGCACUCUUUGCUUUCAGGCCAAAUCGUUAGGGAAAAGGAGCCACAGUCAUGAUGAUUUCAAGUCUUCCUUUAAACAAACAAUGCUCAGUUUGAAAAAAGCUCUCUAAUCACCGGUUAAUGGGAGGGAGGGGAGCCACUGCAGUUCUGCACUGAGGAAAAACUACUCUGGCCCCAUAAGUACAGCAAGGAAUGAAUAGAAUAUUAGUAUGUUUGUUUUUAAAAUGUGAUCAUGUUUUAUGUUUAAGCAUAUCAAUAAAGAGAGCAUUUAACUUGUACCAAAUAAAGUCAUGCAUAUUAUUGACUGAAUAUUAGAGCUCUGAUAAACUAAAUUAUACAGAUAUGGAUGGCAGGUUUUAGACAGUUUCUGUCCCUGAAUUUGCUACUGAAUCUCCCUGUAACAUUGAGAGUCACUUAACAAUUAUGUGCUUCACUUUCCCCAUUCUUAAAAUGGAAAUAAAUCUCCACUUUUGUAAA